AGUGUGGAUCUGCCACCGAACAAUACGAAUCGACGAGUUACCCCUAUAGAUGGCUAUGAACGUGUCAUGUUAGAGCUUAACGCAUCUGGUGAUGUACUGAUGGUCGAUGAGAACAAUUUCGAGAGUUUUCUCCAAUUGACCAUCCGCUCUGCGUUGAGUCAGAUUGCUCACGCCGACCAGGACCGGAAUUCCCAAAAUGCUCGCGGAAUUUCUCCACAUGCGUUUUCUAUCGGACAAUCAAUGCAGCUUCCUGGAGGUGGGGAACUUAUUCAAGUUUCUACGCCUCUCCUUGUCCAAGCAGAAAUUCAAGAGCACCAUCCUGAAGGGCAGCAGGAGAACGCUGUGCCUAACGCUUCAGUAGAAACCAAUAUCGAAAAUGGUUCCUCGGAUGUCCAUAAUAGGGAGCACAGGGAGCAUCACCACGAAUAUGCACCUCACGAUAGAGAUGAAACGAAUAUCGUAAACGAAGUCGCAAGUGGAAUGACAGCCGGUUUGGAAACAAGAGUAUCUACUAUUAUGGAGGUGUCUCGUGCUCCUGCAGCGAUGCUCAGGCCUGGAAAUGGCGCAGGACUUUUGGCUCAUCUUGAGGCAUUGCUAUUGAACUUCGUUACAUUGGGGGAUCUUGCGGGUAUUGUCAAUGGACAUAUGUCUCCUUUGGAACGCCAUCGGCCACAUUUUCGAGCACACAUCAUAGAGAAUCAGUUGAAUGGGAACUCGAUCCCCUCAGCCGAAGGACACACUCAUGUAGACUUACCUCCAUCGUCCAGAUCUCGUGUCAAAAACGAGUUUAUAGAUCUACUUUCCGCAUCGGAGCGCUUAGCCGUUCUUACUGCCUCAGUCUCUUCUGUUAUAUGCGCUGCCGGAGGAAUGUUAGAACGUGAUUGGAAUGGAAGACAGCUGGACAUACCGGAAACCGUACGAAAUGUGGAAAUUGCCACGAUUCAACUGCUGUUACGGGCCAUUUUGGAUCGGAACAGUGAGCGAAUUUUUAUUUAA
Messenger RNA from Cylicostephanus goldi, 996 nucleotides. Lineage: Eukaryota; Metazoa; Nematoda; Chromadorea; Rhabditida; Strongylidae. The record is from the annotation of a GenBank genome assembly.